AUGGCUUCUGAGCCGAUCACCCAACAAGGACUCAUUCAAGCUGCGUCUCAAGUUCAUUACGCCCUUAUCAAGAACCCCUCACCCCAUUGCCCCAACGUCACAAUAUGGGUGCCGUGGUUGGAGUACACCAUUGGUGAAGUUCGCAGGGCCUUUUACGAAGGAAAUCUGCCAAUCAGGAGCAUUCCGACGAGAACGCUUUCUGCGUUCUAUGAGAUGGAAAAACGCGACCAAGACCCUGACUAUCCGUCCUCCAUCUGGAACAUCAAAAACUUCAGCAGCAACGAAGAGGCGGUGGCUCACUACGGCCUCGAUGUUGGUUUGGAAGCAAACAAUCAGGGCGACAUUCCCGUGCUCGAGUGGCACGACGUCAAGGAGACUUGGUGGAUUGACCUCAUCACGACGCAAACCGCCGAACCUGAAGCCUGA
Epithele typhae is the source of this 426-nucleotide messenger RNA. RefSeq lists its product as uncharacterized. The record is from RefSeq and is a predicted model, not a curated record. The transcript has 2 exons. Bases 1 to 426 code for a protein of 141 amino acids. NCBI's taxonomy places the organism in Eukaryota, Fungi, Basidiomycota, Agaricomycetes, Polyporales, Epitheliaceae.